This is a messenger RNA of Penicillium salamii, 1701 nucleotides long. The record is from the annotation of a GenBank genome assembly. Lineage: Eukaryota; Fungi; Ascomycota; Eurotiomycetes; Eurotiales; Aspergillaceae.
AUGAGUGAGUGUCAGCUUUUUUCUCCCUCUGACUUUGCUCGUUGGGAAUUCAAUUCUGCUUCCAACAUGGCAGUCUUUGAUAAAUCCAGACCGGACUCGCAGCAGACAAUGACUUUCGAUGAUGAGGAGUAUGCAAGGAAAGGUCUUGUUGAGCCCCGGUAUAUGGGAACAAUUGCCGACCAGCGUGAUAUGAAUGCCCUUGGUCGAGUUCAAGUUCUUCGGAGAAAUUUUCGAUUUAUCUCCAUUGUGGGCUUUGGCUGUACCCUGAUCUGCACCUGGGAAGUUAUAUUAACAUUGUUAUCUGCCGGCCUGACAGACGGCGGGACAGCGGGCUUGAUAUGGGGAUUUAUCGGUGUCACGCUGGGUUUCAGCCUCGUUUAUGCCAGUAUAGCUGAAAUGGCUUCGAUGGCUCCGACUGCAGGCGGACAAUAUCACUGGGUCUCUGAGUUUGCACCCCGACGGGGGCAAAAGUUUCUAAGUUAUAUCACCGGAUGGCUUUCCGCCAUGGGGUGGCAAUGUGCCAUUGUAUCGAUUGCAUACCUGGCCGGCACUAUCAUCCAAGGAUUGGUUGUACUAAACCAACCUGACUACGAUUUUCAAAGAUGGCACGGCACAAUGCUAGUGAUUGCCAUUUCCACGUUCUCAAUUAUUUUCAACACAUUCUUGGCCAAGAACUUGCCUUUCGUGGAGGGGUUGAUUCUGAUAAUCCACAUCGUUGGCCUGUUUGCUAUCAUUAUCCCGCUGUGGGUUCUUGCGCCGCGUAAUAAUGCUCAUGCUGUGUUCACCACAUUCAACAAUGGCGGCGGCUGGAAUAAUUCCGGGACUGCUACUCUGGUCGGCUUGUCGACUACAAUAACUUCGAUGCUUGGUUAUGAUUGCUCAGUUCAUAUGUGUAAGACUCACUGGUUGGUUUCGCGAAAAUUGCUGACGGAAAUAGCGGAGGAAAUCAAAGACGCAUCGGAGACACUUCCUAAGGCCAUGAUGUCCUCUGUUGCUGUUAAUGGCAUAUUGGGCUUCAUAAUGUUGAUCACUUUAUGCUUCACGUUGGGCGAGGUCGACAAAGUACUGGAAACUCCAACUGGAUUCCCUUUCAUUGAAAUUUUCUACAACACCACCGGCAGUUUUGCGGCAACGAAUGCCAUGACCGCAGUAUUGGUGGUGACGUUGACAGCAAGCACCAUCACUGAAGUGGCAACGGCAUCCCGACAGCUCUGGUCGUUUGCUCGUGACGAGGGACUUCCCUUUUCGUCUUUCUUCGCAUAUGUCACACCGGGAUGGAAUAUCCCGCUCAACUCUGUGAUGGUCUCGUUGGUCGUCACAAUUCUCCUCUCGUUGAUCAACAUCGGAUCGGAGGUCGCGCUCAAUGCUGUCAUCUCUCUCACGAUAACGUCAUUGUUGUCCGCGUACAUACUAUCUAUAGGCUGUGUGUUCCUGAAACGGCUGCGCGGCGAGGCACUCCCGCAUCAUCGGUGGUCGUUGGGGAAAUUUGGAGGGGCGGUGAAUUUUGGCGCGUUGGCGUUUCUCUGCCCGAUGUUUCUGUUUGCAUUUUUCCCGCUGUCAACAAAUGUGACAGUCGAAACAAUGAAUUGGUCGGUGGCGAUGUAUGUCGGAGUCGUUGGAUCGGCGUCGCUUUAUUACUGGGCCAGGGGCAGACAUCAUUUCAUUCCACCCGUGGCCUUGGUCAACAGGGACGGGAAGUAA